Messenger RNA from Eruca vesicaria subsp. sativa (arugula), 1749 nucleotides. The record is from the annotation of a GenBank genome assembly. NCBI's taxonomy places the organism in Eukaryota, Viridiplantae, Streptophyta, Magnoliopsida, Brassicales, Brassicaceae.
AUGGCGUCCGCAAACGCUCUCUCUUCCACUUCCGUCCUCUGCUCUUCACGACAGGGAAGGCUGAGUGGUGGGAAUCAGCAAAAGGGUCAAAGAGUAAGCUACAGGAGACGUUUUACUGUUAGAGCUAAUGUAAAGCAGAUUGCUUUCGACCAGAACUCAAGAGCUGCUCUCCAAGCUGGUAUCGACAAGCUUGCUGAUGCUGUUGGUCUCACUCUUGGCCCUAGAGGGAGAAAUGUGGUGUUGGAUGAAUUUGGAAGUCCCAAGGUGGUGAAUGAUGGAGUCACCAUUGCUAGGGCUAUUGAGCUACCUGAUGCCAUGGAGAAUGCUGGUGCUGCUCUCAUCCGUGAGGUUGCUAGUAAGACUAAUGACUCUGCUGGUGAUGGCACAACCACUGCCUCUGUCCUUGCUCGGGAAAUCAUCAAACACGGAUUGUUGAGUGUCACUUCUGGUGCCAAUCCUGUGUCCCUCAAGAGGGGAAUCGAUAAGACUGUUCAAGCUUUGAUCGAAGAGCUUGAGAAGAAAGCUAGACCUGUCAAAGGUGGCAGUGACAUCAAAGCUGUGGCUACAAUCUCUGCUGGAAAUGAUGAGCUUGUGGGAGCAAUGAUUGCUGAUGCCAUUGACAAAGUUGGACCUGAUGGUGUUCUGUCUAUUGAAUCUUCAUCCUCUUUUGAGACCACUGUCGAAGUUGAAGAAGGAAUGGAGAUUGACAGAGGUUACAUCUCACCUCAGUUUGUUACAAACCCUGAGAAGCUACUAGUUGAGUUUGAGAAUGCAAGAGUGUUGAUCACUGAUCAGAAGAUCUCUGCAAUCAAAGACAUCAUCCCCAUCUUGGAGAAGACCACUCAGCUCCGAGCUCCAUUGCUGAUCAUUGCAGAGGAUGUUACUGGUGAGGCCUUAGCAACUCUUGUUGUGAACAAACUCCGUGGUGUCCUCAAUGUGGUAGCCGUCAAGGCUCCAGGAUUUGGAGAAAGAAGAAAAGCUAUGCUUCAGGAUAUCGCAAUCUUGACAGGAGCUGAGUACCAAGCCCUUGACAUGGGCUUGCUGGUCGAAAACACAACCAUUGAUCAGUUGGGUAUUGCUCGUAAGGUGACCAUAAGCAAAGAUUCAACUACACUUAUCGCAGAUGCUGCUUCCAAGGACGAACUACAAGCUCGUAUUUCCCAGUUGAAGAAAGAACUGUUUGAGACUGAUUCUGUGUACGACUCAGAGAAGCUCGCUGAGAGAAUAGCCAAACUCUCUGGUGGUGUUGCCGUCAUUAAAGUCGGAGCAGCAACUGAAACCGAGCUUGAGGACCGUAAGCUUCGUAUUGAAGACGCAAAGAACGCAACAUUUGCUGCUAUCGAAGAAGGAAUAGUUCCUGGUGGUGGUGCGACUUUGGUGCAUCUCUCCACUGUUAUCCCUGCCAUUAAGGAGAAGUUUGAGGACGCUGAUGAACGUUUGGGAGCUGACAUAGUACAAAAGGCUUUGGUGGCACCAGCUGCACUUAUUGCGCAGAACGCUGGAAUAGAAGGAGAAGUUGUGGUUGAGAAGAUUAUGUUCAGUGAAUGGGAGCAAGGGUACAAUGCCAUGACUGACACAUAUGAGAAUCUGUUGGAAGCUGGAGUGAUUGAUCCAGCUAAAGUGACAAGGUGUGCGCUCCAGAACGCUGCUUCGGUUGCAGGAAUGGUUCUGACCACUCAGGCCAUUGUUGUUGACAAACCUAAACCUAAGGCUCCUGCUGCUGCUGCACCUGAGGGCCUCAUGGUGUAA